AUGAAGACCAAAGUACUGUUGAUUUUAUCCUGCAUGGUCCUAGCGACGUCAGCAUGGUCGAUGCCGUUCUACCGAGUACCACAAGGACCAAUGAGGUUCACGAGAUUUGCACCACCGCCGCCUGGACAUCUACGGCUACAUCCCCUGCAUCUUCCUCAUCACCACACUCCACUACAUUUGCAGCCACAAGCUCAACCCCAUUUACAACCACAACAUAAGACACCAGUGGAAUCAGGAGAUCUAGAAGACACAAAAUGGCAGCGUCCAAAACGUGGUCAUGAUGACUAUGACCAUGAUCAUGACCAUGACCACAGGGGGACCAGUGGGGUCACGGGCCCAGUGCAUACGUUCGUCAAAACGGACAAGAAUGCCAACUACAAAUGGGGUGUAAGACACCAUGUGGGGGACAAGUACGCUUCCUAG
This is a messenger RNA of Spodoptera exigua (beet armyworm), 423 nucleotides long. The record is from the annotation of a GenBank genome assembly. NCBI's taxonomy places the organism in Eukaryota, Metazoa, Arthropoda, Insecta, Lepidoptera, Noctuidae.